AUGGCGCCCAAUCCGAAAGAUGCAAAGGUGACCUCGGUCGAGCCAAUGCCACCAGAUGAAGCGCGCUGGAUCCGACUGAACAAGAUCACCUACACCGAUCCGAUAGGCCGAUCACGAAGCUGGGAAUCCGCCGAGCGCCAGACCCGGCCCACAACCUCGCAAACGGACGGCGUAGGCGUCGUCGCCAUCCUCCACCACCCCACCGGCCCGGCCCUGCUCCUGCAAAAACAAUUCCGUCCCCCCCUCAACACCGUCACCGUCGAAGUCCCCUCCGGGCUGAUCGAUCCCAACGAAACCCCCUCUCAAUGCGCCCUUCGCGAACUCAAAGAGGAGACCGGCUACAUCGCCACCAUCCCCGAACCCACGCCACCGGCAGACAACAACAACACCGCAGAGUCAUUCGUAAUGCACAACGACCCCGGCUUCUGCAACACGAACACCCAGAUGGUGACGGUGCAGGUCGACAUGGCGGAUCCGAGGAAUCGAGCAGAGAAUCUGAUGCCCGAGCUGGAGGAGAAUGAGUUUAUCGAGUGUUUUUCGUUGCCGUUGGAGUCGCUUUGGGAGGAUCUGAGGAGGCUAGAGCGGGAGGAGGGCGUGGCCAUUGAUGCCAGGGUGGGCACGCUGGCGAUGGGCAUGGAGAUCGCGAAGAGGUUUGGGUUGGGGAGAGAGAGCAAGGGAGAUGAGGAGGUCAGGAAUUGA
Messenger RNA from Endocarpon pusillum Z07020, 699 nucleotides. RefSeq lists its product as uncharacterized. Lineage: Eukaryota; Fungi; Ascomycota; Eurotiomycetes; Verrucariales; Verrucariaceae. The coding region runs from base 1 to 699 and encodes 232 amino acids. Gene Ontology annotation, molecular function: ADP-ribose diphosphatase activity. Gene Ontology annotation, biological process: nucleoside phosphate metabolic process; ribose phosphate metabolic process. Gene Ontology annotation, cellular component: nucleus; cytosol. The record is from RefSeq and is a predicted model, not a curated record. The transcript is spliced from 3 exons.